AUGAGCUCGAUCCCUCCAAAGUCAGGCCUUCAACCUCAAGGACAGAGCACCUCUAACCAGGCCGCCUCUCAAUCUACCGCUCCUGCAACCUCUGGGAAUCCCUCUUCUCAGCCGGCUGCGACCAAGUCCUACGCCAGCGCCACCAAAAAGUCCGCGACGGACUCGACCGCCGCUCCCGUCACCGUGGGCGGCUCAUCGCAACAUGGGAAGUCGACCUCAGUAUCUCCUGUGAGCGGCAAACCCAUGCAGCAAUCUCAGACCCCCGGCGUCACCAUCGUCAAUGGCGCCCCGGCUCCUUCCUCCGCGCAAGGCGAUCAUUCUCGCAAGCCCUCCGUGACCAUCACCUCCGCCGGUACCUCAGGCUACAUCCCCAACGGGGGUCCCAACAGUCGUCCCAAUAGCUUGCAGUUUGGCUUUGCUGCCAACCAGCCGACCUCACCCAAUAUGGGUAACCCAGCCGUGCCGGCCAACCAGCCCCAGUCCGGUUUGGGUGUCAACCCAGGUGCGAAUCCCCGUGUCACGUCGCCUCAGACGUCGCCGUCGCCUAUUCCUCAGCCCGCCUCGAGCGGUGGCCGGCCACCGCCGUCGUCAUACCAGGCUCAAGGCAAUGUUCCCAACUUUGGCAGCUUCGGUGAUGCAGGUGAUAAC
Messenger RNA from Aspergillus pseudotamarii, 648 nucleotides. RefSeq names its product putative eukaryotic translation initiation factor subunit eIF-4F. NCBI's taxonomy places the organism in Eukaryota, Fungi, Ascomycota, Eurotiomycetes, Eurotiales, Aspergillaceae. The record is from RefSeq and is a predicted model, not a curated record. The annotation marks the transcript as partial. The transcript has a single exon.